UUGCAAUCCAGUAUUUUGUUCAUUUCUAGCUGACAGCAUUGCUGGGUGCCAAUGACAGCCAUUCAUUAAUUUGACGUACACACCCCACAUAAAGAAAGACUGACGGAACACACCCUGAAUUCAACACGAGACAACCGUGAAGGUGUUGGUAUCUAAGAAAGAGGAACCCGAUUAGUUGACACUUAUAAAGUUAUUGUAUAGAUGUCGACAGCACUUGCAACAGCUCUUCAAGAAUGGGAUAUUCGGGAGAAAGAACUGCAGCAGAUUCAGGAGACCCAUCGACUUUACAUACAGAAGUUAGAUGAAGUCUCUAAACUUCAAAAGAACUUUGCUGCCUCCAUCGCUCGACAGAGGAAAAAUAUAAAGGACUUAUCCAAGACAUUGAAAAAAGUCAAUAAAGGUCUGACAGAAGAGGAGAAGAAUGCUGUGGAAAAGGUCAAAAGUCACAUUCAGGAUAUGCCGACCAUUUUAAAUCAAAUGGAAGCAUUUCUUCCAAAGGAAAAUGGGCUCUAUCUUACCCUUGUCCUUGGAAACGUGAAUGUCAACCUUCUGAGCAAAGAAUCCAAAGCUGAGUACAAAGAUGAGUAUGAAAAGUUCAAACUAUGUGUGACAUUGAUUAUGUUCCUGUUGACCUUCUUGUGUCGCUUCUUCAUCAACUACAGAGUUGUGGAUGCGCUUCUGAACUUCGUGUUGGUGUGGUACUAUUGCACCCUAACAAUUCGUGAGAGCAUACUCAUCAGCAAUGGCUCCAGGAUUAAGGGCUGGUGGGUUUUCCAUCACUAUAUUUCCACCUUUCUAUCUGGGGUAAUGUUGACCUGGCCUGAUGGUGAAAUGUAUCAGUCAUACAGGAACCAGUUCCUGGCCUAUUCUUUGUAUCAGAGCUUUGUGCAGCUUCUUCAGUACUACUAUCAAAGUGGAUGUCUCUACAGACUUAAAGCACUAGGAGAAAGACACAAUUUGGAUCUAACUGUCGAGGGAUUUCAGUCGUGGAUGUGGCGUGGAUUGACCUUUCUCCUUCCGUUUCUCUUCCUGGGUCAAUUUUGGCAGUUUUGGAAUAGUAUAACUUUGUUUAGAAUGGCUCAGCUCCCAGAGUGUAAGGAGUGGCAGGUGUCCAUGUGUGGUUUUUGCUUUCUGGUUCUGUUUACUGGAAACUUUUUAACCACUCUUGCAGUUGUUCGUCACAAGCUCAAGAAUGAUGAGAAGAUCAAGAGGCUGUGAUUUUUUUCCCACUAGUUUUUAAACAGAGAAUGUAUUUCAGUUUAGUUCAUUAUGUUGUACUUUUAUCGUGUUAUAUUUAUAAAUAUUGCUAAAUAAAAGUUGUAAUUGCAUUUUUAAUAAGUAAUCAAAUAAAAUUAUUAUUUUAUAUAAUAAUGUUAUUUACAUAGAUUUAACACAAUACAAUACAAAUUUAAAAACAAUGU
Paramisgurnus dabryanus is the source of this 1421-nucleotide messenger RNA. RefSeq names its product transmembrane protein 120Ab (gene tmem120ab). Lineage: Eukaryota; Metazoa; Chordata; Actinopteri; Cypriniformes; Cobitidae. The record is from RefSeq and is a predicted model, not a curated record. Gene Ontology annotation, biological process: fat cell differentiation. Gene Ontology annotation, cellular component: membrane.